Messenger RNA from Chiloscyllium plagiosum (whitespotted bambooshark), 3301 nucleotides. RefSeq names its product tRNA aspartic acid methyltransferase 1 (gene trdmt1). Gene Ontology annotation, cellular component: nucleus. Gene Ontology annotation, molecular function: methyltransferase activity. NCBI's taxonomy places the organism in Eukaryota, Metazoa, Chordata, Chondrichthyes, Orectolobiformes, Hemiscylliidae. The record is from RefSeq and is a predicted model, not a curated record.
CACUGAAUUUUGUUUGGAAAUGAAAUCUCGGAUGUUACUAGCAUGUUCAACUUUGUGUAUAUUUAACAUUAGACUGCGGAGAUGUUACUUCUCUAUGACUGCUGUUGUUGCAGGGCGGGCGGACACUGAGGCGUGGGGGCUCCGGGUGGUAGGAACUGUCCUCCUGGUUCAUGUGCAACGGCGGAACAAAGAGGGCGCGGACUCGCUCCUGGAUACGGUGCGGUUGCUAUGAUGGAGCAGGCUCAGGCCCAGCUGAGGGUGUUGGAGCUGUACAGUGGUAUCGGGGGCAUGCACUACGCUUUGAAAGAGAGAAAAUACUAGGAAAGCCACUGGGACGAAAUGCUGACAAGUCUGAUGAAAGUUGCGCAAAUGCAAACGUUGUUGCUGCGGUUGACAUCAAUACCAUUGCCAAUGAAGUUUACAAGCACAAUUUUCCUAACACCUAUCUCUGUCCCAAGACAAUUGAAGGUAUGACAUUGGAUGAAUUCAAUAAACUGGACUUUGACAUGAUCCUAAUGAGUCCUCCUUGUCAGCCAUUCACAAGAAUAGGUUCACAGAAAGACGUAUUGGAUCCCAGGACCAAGAGCUUUUUGUACAUGCUUGAUAUACUUCCAAGACUUUCCAAAACCCCUAAAUAUAUUCUUCUAGAAAAUGUCAAAGGAUUUGAAACAUCUGUUGUGAGAGAUAAAUUAAUACAAACGUUGGACAGCUGCAGAUAUAUUUACCAGGAAUUCCUUCUAUCACCAACCUUGUUGGGCUUCCCAAACUCGAGGCUGCGAUAUUUCCUUCUUGCAAAGCGCCAACCUGAUACCUUCUGCUUCCAAACUUCUUAUCAGAUAAUAGAACGUUUCCCAGACCAUGAUGUUACAGAUUCAAGAUUUACUGAUGAUUCCAAUUGUGAUCAGAUAGUAACCACAGGUGAUAAUAAAGGCGAACACAAGAACUCGGGAUAUUGUGCUGGGACUGACAAAAGUGAAGCCAAUAUGACUCGACUUUACAAAUUAGAGACACCAGAACACCUGAAAAAGAAGCAAUUCCAGAACAACAAUUUAUCAAUCCAAAUGAUCCAAGAAUUCUUGGAGGAGGAAUUGAAGGAUCCAAGCUCAUACUUCAUACCCCUAAAGACGUUACUGCGUUAUGCUUUAGUACUUGACAUAGUUGGACCAUCUUGUAGACGAUCGGUGUGUUUCACUAAAGGAUAUGGCCAUUACGUUGAAGGUACUGGUUCUGUGUUGAAGACCGCACCAGAUGUUGAGCUUUCUGAAGUCUUCCAGUCAUUUCAGACACUGUCAGAUGAUGAAAAGUUAUCCCAGCUAUCAAAACUAAAACUACGAUAUUUCACUCCGAGGGAAAUAGCAAAUCUUCAUGGAUUUCCUCCAGAAUUUCGUUUUCCACAGAAUAUUUCACUGAGACAAAGUUAUCGUCUGCUUGGAAACAGCCUCAAUAUCAACGUGGUAGCCAAGCUCAUUGGCUUGAUGGUUCAGUGAUAUCAAAAGCCUAUAAGAUUUAUGAUGUAUUCUGUGUAAAUAUGUACAUCUGGAAAUGCUCAUUUUGCCUAAUAAAUCUGGAAAUGCUUAUUUUACCUAAUAAAUAUGCCUGUUUUUAAUAUUAUCAAUAUAUUGAAAUUGUCUUUUUGAUAUUGCUGCAUACAAGUCUGCCCUUCCAUGCAUUAAAAUAUCAGAACUUAAUCAGUACGGCAUGGAAUGUAAGCUGAAUGUUUUGCUUUGUAGUUGGGGUUUUGUGACAUAACUCUUAUUCAGCUUCCUAACAGCACUGUACCCGACACCACCAGACAGACAAUAGCAGUUCAAGGUGUUUCACUGGCAUCUUUUCAAGGGCAAUUAAGAAUAAGCAACAAAUGAUGGUAUAGCCAGCAAUGCUAAAGUUAUGUGCAAGAAUCAAAACAUACUGUAAUGUGAACAAAUUUAAAAUAAUUCUCGUAUAUUUAAAAUGUUUAACCAAGCUGAUUUUUAAAUUGUUUAAUAAAUUUAGUCUGAUGACAAAUUGUUUGUAUUUUGAAAGAAUAAACCAAAAUGUUUCAUGCAGGGUCAUUUUGUUUCAAUCAUGGCAGUUUUACAUUGCACUAUUUAUUUGUACAUCAAGUCCUUGUUUAUUAUGUCUCUGUAUUCUAGUUCUGAUUUGGAGGUGCCGGUAUUGAACUAGGGUAGAUAAAGUUAGUUAUAAUCCAACAGGUUAAUUUGGAAUCACUAGCUUUCAAAGCGCUACUUCUUCAUCAUUUCUAGUUCUGAAAUAUAAUGCAGCGACUUAGAAUUAUAUAAUAAUGCCAGGUCAUAUUGAAUGAAGAGUCUGUAUGUCUUCAUUGAAGAAUUUGGCAGUCUACUGUUCAUUUAUUAUAGUUGUAAUAUGAUUCUCUUCAUAACCUUUACAGCCUUCCAGUCCAGAAUUUGACAUUGAACAUCACUUCAGGCCAAAAUAUUAUUUUGGAAAGGUUUAUUGCAAAUUCCUUCCUUUAGUGUUCUGGAGGCAGGUUCCAUUAAGGAAUUCAGGAAUGUAUUGAAUGAUUAUUUGGAUAGAAGUAAAGUGCAAGGUUACAGAGGAAAAGCAGGAGAUUCAUGGUUUGUAGUGACCCUUCACCCUUGCACCAGGGAAACAACAUAUCAUCAUGGAUUCAUGUUUGCAGCUGGUGAUACAUCUGUCUGUUCUGGCUGCUAUUUCUUUUGAACUUCUUUUGAAUAAAUAUGUGACUAAAAAUGCCUCCAGCGUCCAAACCUUUUCAAUAUUUAUCAAAGUGUCUGAUGCGCAACUAAAGUUUUUUUUAAUGCUAAAUUUUAUUCAGUUAUUUGACAACAGAGAAGGAAGGUUUAAUUUUCAUUGCCUUUCUUGGAAGUAGAUGUAUUGUGUACCUGGAAUGGAAAUGAGUUUGACGUCUAUAUCAUUUUUGUAGUUGGAACUCACCACGUAAACUGGUUGCAAACUCCCCAAAACAGCGUUUCCCUGUAUUUCUGGCAAGAUGGUGGUUUCAAGGAAAUUUCCAAUUGCUAACCCAAAAGCCUGUCAAUAAUUAAAACAGCUAGGAAUGUUGAUAGUCAUCUAAAGAGAACUGGCAUACCAAGGGAUGGAAUUUAUGUCAUAGUUAUGUGAAACUCUAUUGGAUUUCAUCAGAAAUACUGGAUGAAGUUCUUGGCCCUGACCUUAAGAUGGAUAAACAGACCAGUGGUGCAGCAGAAAUCUUAAUUUUUUUCUUCUUCUCUCUUUAUCAAGCACUCUAUCGCUUGACAUUUAGCUUUAUUUAAUAUAUUGUACCUAGGUGCAGUGAAAAAUGAGUAAUGUUGCCAUGUUC